This is a messenger RNA of Nymphalis io (European peacock), 504 nucleotides long. RefSeq names its product craniofacial development protein 2-like. Bases 1 to 504 code for a protein of 167 amino acids. The transcript has a single exon. The record is from RefSeq and is a predicted model, not a curated record. Lineage: Eukaryota; Metazoa; Arthropoda; Insecta; Lepidoptera; Nymphalidae.
AUGAGAACGUUAAAUGCUAGGGCGUCCCCCUCAAGCGACGUAGAUGCGAAGAAUGCUAUACAUGCUAGGGCGUUCUCCACAAGCGACGCUAAAGACAAGAACCAACGUUCGCAUCCAAAAGUCUUUGACAAACUCAGACUCGCAUCGAAGAACCUCGGCACAAUGACGGGACGCAGCACAGAACUAAGCGAAAUUUUAAAAGCAAGACAAAUAAACGCCUGCUGCGUCCAAGAAACAAAAUGGAAAGGGUCAAAAUCCAGGGAUAUCGGAAAUGGCUACCAGCUUGUAUACCAUGGUAUUGAUACCAAAAGAAACGGAGUAGGUAUCGUAUUGGCUGAAAACCUGAAAACGAGAAUAAUCAACGUGGAUAGAAAGAAUGACAGACUCAUUAGCAUAAAACUAGCAAUGGACGGUCAACCGCCUUUAAAUUUAAUCUCUGCGUAUGCACCACAAGCGGGAUGUUCUGAACAAGAAAAGCAAGAUUUUUUGUUGAAGGGCCUAUAA